CGUUUACGGAAGUAAACGAAGCAGGGCUGUCCUACUGCUGCAACACAAGGGAAAAAAGCAAAAAUGAGGGUUUCCACCAACAAACUACAGCAGCUCACCAUCUUCACUACCGUGCUGACUGGGGCGGGGGUCUGCACCAUGUACUAUCUGCUGCAGAAGAGAUUUGUAGAGUCAGACUACCACAGACUGGCUCUGCAGAGGUUGGAAGCUUGUCCAGUUGCCAUGGAGAGCCUGGGGGCCCCGCCUUUAAAAGUCCACAACAUCCAUUUGACUGACAGAGACAACCGCAUCGAUCAACGCACUGCUCAGCUAAAGAUCCCUGUGACGGGCUCACACACUGGAGGUUAUCUGUACACUUCUUCAAUCAGAGACGCCGAUACCAACAGAUGGAGCCUGAGGCAGGCAGUCCUGAGGCUCAGAGAAGGACAGAUGAUCGACCUGCUGAAUCCUCCUCUACUGGCUGCAGAACAAGCCCAAGACAACGAGCAGGAGCUGGACACAGAGCGCUGGAACUGACCUGCUCCAUGAACUCAUGACAGCAAUGUUAGAGGACGUCUUCCUGCUCCUGAUGAGUUGAGAUCUAAUCAAACAAAACAAUACGGAAGCAUCUACCAAACAGCAAAUCCGCAACUCCAGCAUCCUGUUGAGACUGCAGUAACUCAUGAGGUGCAGCUCUGUCACUGUGCUGCCAACAGACUGCUCAGGAUUGUUGUGUUAUCUCAAGGUUUGGUUUUGAUUAACCCUUUAGGACUGUU
Messenger RNA from Plectropomus leopardus (leopard coralgrouper), 755 nucleotides. It is a transcript of the gene coa1, whose product is annotated as cytochrome C oxidase assembly factor 1. The record is from RefSeq and is a predicted model, not a curated record. Gene Ontology annotation, cellular component: mitochondrial inner membrane. NCBI's taxonomy places the organism in Eukaryota, Metazoa, Chordata, Actinopteri, Perciformes, Serranidae. Gene Ontology annotation, biological process: mitochondrial respiratory chain complex I assembly; mitochondrial respiratory chain complex IV assembly.